CCGCACAAAAUAUCAUCCUAAGGUACAUUCCGAGUAUUUUUUUUUGCGAAAUCAGCCUACCAUUCAUUCACCGUCAUCACAAUUCACUACAAUGGCCAAUCCUCUCAUCAGCAACCACCAUGGCAAGAACGGCAAAUACACUAAGGCUUUCUUGGAGCAAAAUGGCCCUGGAGAUGCUCGACCUACAGCUCUCGACAUCCUAAAAGACAAUGACCGGAUCGGUACCAUGAAGGACAAGGUCUUCCUCCUCACCGGGUCCUCUGGAGGAAUCGGCAUUGAAACCGGCCGUGCGCUCGCCGCAACUGGUGGUAAAGUGUAUCUAGGCGUUCGCGACUUGGAGAAGGGCAAGGAAGCUCUAAAAGAGAUCCUGGAACCCGGUCGUGUUGAGCUUCUCGAACUAGACGUAGGCUCAAUGGAAAGCGUGCGCACCGCGGCGAAGACCUUCUUGUCUCAGUCAGACAAGCUCAAUGUCUUGGUCAACAAUGCGGGAAUCAUGGCAUGCCCCGAAGCAAAGACAUCGGAUGGGUUCGAGUCCCAACUUGCAAUCAACUACCUCGGCCACUUCCUCCUCUACAAGUUGCUCGAGCAAACGCUCUUGUCCAGCUCCACGCCCGAAUUUCAAUCCCGAGUUGUUAACGUCACCUCUGCCGGUCACCACAUGAGCCCUGUUAUCCUCAACAACAUCAACCUCGACGGUGAGUACGAGGCGUGGAAGGCAUACGGGAAUGCCAAAACAGCCGAGAUUUGGAUGGCGAAUGAGAUCGAAAGCCGAUAUGGUUCCAAGGGUCUGCACGGCUACUCUUUGAUGCCUGGCGGUAUUGCUACAGGCCUCCAGCGCUUUGUCGACCCAGAGACAUUGAAACAGUGGGGAUCCAGUGAGCCCGCGCUAAAAUAUGGUAAAAGCCCUGCCCAGGGCGCUGCCACGACCAUGACGGCUGCAUUCGGCAAGGAGUGGGAAGGCAAGGGUGGUGUCUAUCUAGAAGAUUGUCAGGAAGCAGGUCCGAUUCCUGAAAACGGUACAUUGGCGGUCGGCAUUGCUCCCCAUGCGUUCGAUCCGGAGGGCCAGAAGAAGUUGUGGGAUUUGACUCUUAAGAUGUUGAAACUGUCGGAGUAA
Molecule: messenger RNA, 1114 nt
Organism: Periconia digitata
Lineage: Eukaryota; Fungi; Ascomycota; Dothideomycetes; Pleosporales; Periconiaceae
Source: the annotation of a GenBank genome assembly